Hemibagrus wyckioides is the source of this 755-nucleotide messenger RNA. Its product is annotated as cell adhesion molecule DSCAM-like. The record is from RefSeq and is a predicted model, not a curated record. Gene Ontology annotation, cellular component: external side of plasma membrane. Bases 48 to 755 code for a protein of 235 amino acids. NCBI's taxonomy places the organism in Eukaryota, Metazoa, Chordata, Actinopteri, Siluriformes, Bagridae. The transcript is spliced from 3 exons. Gene Ontology annotation, biological process: T cell costimulation; negative regulation of T cell proliferation; cell surface receptor signaling pathway.
CAGCAGUUGGUCAGUGUGUGUUUAGCUCUAAUUCUCUCUUUGGAUUAAUGUGUUGGUUUGGAUCCUCAGUAAGAAUGCAGGUGUGUUUUCUUCUCCUCCUUAUACAGCUUCAUGUUACUGAAGGUUGCACACUGAAUCAACGGAGAGUGGAUGUGACUGGAAACGAGGGACAGUCUGUCCUUCUGCCCUGCUCCUGCUCUGAACUACAAGCCAAACCACACACUUUCAGAUGGAGCUUUUUAAAAGGAUCUUUUCCUGAAAUCUUCCCAAAGGACCAGACAAAUCGCUACACAGACAGAGUUCAGCUCUUUAAUGAUCAUCCUCCAGGAAAUCUCUCUCUACUCAUAUCACACCUGACUGUAGAGGAUGGAGGAUGGUACAGGUGUGAGAUCAACAACAAUAUCAAUACAGACAUCUACCUCACAGUAAAAGACUGCAGGCUGAAAGGAAAUAGAGAGACAGAAGAGAUCACUGCAUACACAGGAGUCUCAGUACUGCUGCCCUGCUCCUGCACUGACCUCCACAUCAAACCUGAGACAUUCACAUGGGAGAAAAACACAAAUGAAAAUAACUGGGUACAGAUAUCUCCUGAGAGUGAUCAGUACAAAGAGAGAUAUCAGCUGGUUAAUAAUCACUCUUCGGGAAAUCUCUCUCUGCUCAUAUCACACCUGACUGAAGAGGAUGGAGGAGAUUACAGGUGUAAUGUUAAAGAGGGUGAAUACAGAUACAUCAGACUCACUGUUAAAGGUAAAUGA